CUAUCAACCCAGUACUUACUGCCCAUCUUUUCUUCUGCUAUUUCCAAUCAAAACCCGUUUCAGAGAGAGUCGAGCAGACAAGGCGAUUGCAAUGCCUCUCCUAAGUAAAGCUGGGAGUAUACUCAGGCAGACUGCAAACAGGCAGAUCAAAUCUGAGUUAUCGAUCCAUCAGGCAAUAAGAUGCACAUCAUCCAUGGCAAGCUCAGAAGCCUUAAGAGGUACUUCGUAUCAGACUGAUCAACAAAGUCUGAGGAAAGCUUUUGCAAAAUCUGGUGAAGUUGAUGGAAAAACCUUCAUGGACCGUGAUACUGGAAGAUCUACAGGACUUGGAUUCAUUACUUCUCGUGCCAUCCAGCCCUUGGACGGGCAGGAGCUCCAUGGUUGCCAAGUAAGGUUGAAUUAUUCUACUGAUAGGCCUCGAAGUAAUUUUGGAAGUUGUUAUGGUGGUUACACAGGAGGUAUAGUAGGUUAUUAUGGUCAACAUGGUUCUGGAUAUGGUUUUGGUGUUGGUUAUGGUUUGAGGUGUUAUGGAGGUGGAGCAGGUGACAAGUUUUCAUCCACUGGUAAUAGCAGCAACUAUGGUCCUGGUGCAGGUGUUGGUAGUGCAGUCAACUCUACUAUUGGUAGUGCUGAUAAAUCUGGUGUUGGUCAGAGAAACAGCUUUUCCAGUGGAGCUACUGGAAACACUGGGGGUGGAUAUGAAAUUGCCUACACCCGCAGUGGGGCAAGCACAGCUGAUGAACAUGGCAUCCUACCCAAUACUCUUCGUCCAUUAUCCCCCCAUCUUCCUGUUUACAAGCCACAAAUCAAUUCGACACGUUCAAUACUUGACAGAAUUGCAGCAUCUUACCUAACCGCUAUAAUUUUGCUGUACUAUCUUGUUUGUGUGAAAAUGGGUUCUAUUUGCUUCACUUUUGAGUAUUUCUACAAAUUCCUCUUUUAUUCAGCAAGCCUUGUCCCCCUCUCCCUUGAGCUUUCUGCUGUAGCAAUGGCCUAUCAUACUUAUUAUGGGAUCGGUCAUCUAUUGAACGACUUUAAGGGUUUUAGGUUUCUUAGAUUUGGAAAGUAGUGAAAUAAGUGGAAACAGUUCUGAAAAUGCUAGCAGGGAAGGUUUCAGCAAUAGGAGUAAUAAUGGUGCUGUGUGGUGUUGGCAGUACAACUUCAGUGUAGGGAGGCAGCAAUAACAGCUUUUCCAGUGGUGGACUAUGACACUGGUUACUUUCUCAAGAGGGUUGUGCUUUUCUGCAGUGUUACAAUUAUAUUAUGCACUUCUUUUCUGUUUUGGUUCUUUUUGGUUAAUGUCCCCCUCCCUGAUUCUGAGAACUAUUUGUUUCAUCUUUGUUGGAUUUGGCUCUGUGAAGUAUAAGGCACUUUUUUUUUUAA
Messenger RNA from Rosa rugosa (rugosa rose), 1383 nucleotides. RefSeq names its product glycine-rich RNA-binding protein 3, mitochondrial-like. NCBI's taxonomy places the organism in Eukaryota, Viridiplantae, Streptophyta, Magnoliopsida, Rosales, Rosaceae. Bases 92 to 1069 code for a protein of 325 amino acids. Gene Ontology annotation, cellular component: membrane. The transcript is spliced from 5 exons. The record is from RefSeq and is a predicted model, not a curated record. Gene Ontology annotation, molecular function: nucleic acid binding; succinate dehydrogenase activity; electron transfer activity. Gene Ontology annotation, biological process: mitochondrial electron transport, succinate to ubiquinone; tricarboxylic acid cycle.